Trichoderma atroviride IMI 206040 is the source of this 960-nucleotide messenger RNA. The record is from RefSeq and is a predicted model, not a curated record. Lineage: Eukaryota; Fungi; Ascomycota; Sordariomycetes; Hypocreales; Hypocreaceae.
UUCAUCCUUGGGUUUCUGGCAGGAUGUGCGGCCAUCAUCGUCGUGCUCGCCUUGGUGGCCUUUUCGCUAAUCAAGUCUGGUGAUGUAUACGGGCUUGGCCACUGGAAGUUGAAUGUCAAGGCACCAUUUCCGUCAAUGUGGAUGAAUCUGGGAUACUGGCAAGUUUUUCACCUCGACGAGGCUGCGCGCAACAUGCUCCUCCACAUCCUGAAAGCCGCUGGCCUUGUAUCCAACAAGACGGCCCGAAACUCGGUUGCCGUCCUAGACGUGGGCUUUGGAUGCGGUGACCAGACCGUAGCACUUGCAGAGCUCAUCCAGGCUCCAUCACGGCCUCUCCGCUACGUCGGCCUUACGCUGAACGAGACGCAGCGGCAGGCAGCGCAGCAGAGACUCGAUGCCUCCCUAGUGGCAGCCGACAGCAAACACGUUGACAACCUGUCAAUCAAGCUCUUUCAAGCAGAUGCCGCAAAGCCACAGUCCUGGGACAAGGCAAUCACCACCGCCGUCGACACCCUCUCGGACAAGGCCUCGGAGCGCUGGCUCCUCGGCCUAGACUGCCUCUACCACUUCUCGCCCUCCCGAAAGCCCAUCUUCCAGCACGCCUCCCAGACCCUCGACGCAAACGUCAUGGCCUUUGACCUCAUCCUCGGCGACAACACAACCCUGUGGCAAACACUGGCCGUCCGGCUGCUAGGCUUCAUCCUGCUCUGUCCAUGGCAGACCUUCUUAACAGAGGCGCAGUACCGCGAGCAACUGGUCGAAUGCGGCUACGACAGGGGGGGUAUCGAGAUACAAGAUGUUUCGGACCAUGUGUUUGCUGGCCUGGCGGGCUUUCUGCAAAGACAGGAUGCUGCGCUGAAGCCGUAUGGGAUAUCGCUGACGGGGUACAGUGCAGUUGGGAGGGUGUAUGAUUGGUUUGAUCGGACGAGGGUUCUGAAGGGUGUGAUUGUUGUUGGGCGG